AUGAAUUGGAAGGGCGAAAUGCCCAGGAAGAAAUGGAGGAAGACGCCGCACCUCAGGAGCCAGAAUUUGAUGAAGAGGCAGAGCACGGAGGAACCAGUUGAGUCAGUCUGCGAAUUCGUCCUAAAGACGAAGACGGUCCUUGCAAUUCAGGAAUCUUUGGCUACGGCGACGCCGGAUGAGUUUCACUUAGGGAUUUCCGGAGUAGCUCCGAAGGAGUUGCAAGUGCCACAGGCAGAACCAUACACGAUGGUUCCAAGAACAAAGAAAUAA
Messenger RNA from Brugia malayi, 270 nucleotides. RefSeq lists its product as uncharacterized. Lineage: Eukaryota; Metazoa; Nematoda; Chromadorea; Rhabditida; Onchocercidae. Bases 1 to 270 code for a protein of 89 amino acids. The record is from RefSeq and is a predicted model, not a curated record. The transcript is spliced from 2 exons.